AAUGUCGUUUAAUUAAACAUAGAGUAUACAUAACACGUUUCUUGUGCGAAACAGAUCAUUUGCCUCAGGUGUUCAAUAUCCAAGGCACACAAUGGCGUGUAAAGUGCGGCUUGUGUUCAUCAUUUUAAUUUCGUUGUUUGGCGUUUGCUCGAUGAGUUCCUCCGACAAUGACUACUGUGUUGUUGGAGCUGGACCAGGAGGUCUACAGAUAGCGUAUUAUUUGGAAAAGGCUGGUCGGAAUUAUAUUGUGUUUGAACGGGGCAGCUCAGCCGGAACGUUUUACAAAACAUUCCCACGGCAUAGAAAGCUUAUCUCGAUCAAUAAAAGAUUCACAGGGCAAACAAACAAGGAAUUUAAUCUGAGACAUGAUUGGAACUCACUGAUAAGCGAUGACGAGACACUUCGUGUCACUCGAUAUUCAAAGGAGUUCUUUCCUCCCGCAGAUGUUCUGGUUCAAUACUUGAACGAUUACGCCACCAAACUAAACCUCAGUAUCUCGUACAACACGAAUAUCCUAAACAUAUCCAAGGAUGCCUACAACGACGUUUUCAUUCUCAAAGACCAGAAUGGCAAAGCGUACAAAUGCAGUGACUUAAUAAUCAGUACCGGGAUGUCCACAGAGGUGUUACCUUCGUUUAAAGGAUCUGAAUUUGUCGAGUCAUAUGGGAAAAUGCCUUUGGACCCCGAGGAUUAUGAAGGACAGAGCGUUUUAAUUCUUGGCAGAGGAAAUUCAGCUUUUGAAACAGCUGAUCAUAUCAUCAGAUCUACAAACCUAAUUCACAUGGUUGGCAGAUCACGAGUGCGCUUGGCCUGGGCAACUCAUUACGUCGGAGACUUGAGAGCAGUCAACAAUGGGUUGUUGGACACUUAUCAACUCAAAUCUUUGGAUGGUUUAGUGGAGGCAUCAAUCAACACUCAAAUUGCUAUCGUCAAACACAAUGGUAAAUAUUAUGUGGACGCCUUCGGUGGAACGGGGAAAAUGCUCAACCAAACUGGAGUAGGACCUGAUAAUUUUGCCAUUCGUGAUCCCUACGACCGGGUUCUUGGGUGUCUCGGUUUCAAGUUCGACUUCUCAAUCUUUGACGAGAGCGCCCAGCCCGGGCCCUGUGAGGGCAAAAAGAAGAAAUUUCCCGAAAUAAAAGGAAAUUUUGAAAGCAAACGAGUUCCACGAAUGUGGAUCGCUGGUGUAGCAUCGCACUCUCUGGACUGGCGAAAAUCUGCCGGUGGUUUCAUCCACGGUUAUCGUUACACUGCGAGGGCACUGCAUCGCAUCUUGGAGUCGAAAAACCACGGAGUGAAAUGGCGCCAUCAUGAAAUGCAUCACCUUGAUGUUUUAAAUAUGAUUGUUAAGAGAAUCAACGAAGCUUCCGCUCCGUAUCAGAUGUUUGGUGUUUUGGUCGAUGUCGUCAUUUAUCAGCCUGAUGGAAAAGCAUUGUACGUUGAGGAGUUCCCUCUUCAGUUGGUUUCUCAACUAGAGCGAUACACUGGUUUACCAGAGGGACCAAUAAUCGUUAUCAACCUUGAAUAUGGCAAAGGCUUUUCGGGUGCAGGAAAAGAUCCGUUCCGUGAGGACCGCGCCACAGGUGACCCAUCUGACGCCCAUAAUUCAAACUUCCUUCAUCCAGUAAUAUAUUUUUACCACAAACCACCUACAGAGUUGCUUAGUGGAUCGAGACUACCAAAGCCAGAUCGUAUCCAUCAUAUUGUCGAAGACUUCUUAACUAACUGGAUGGCUCCAAGUUCCCACAUAAUCCCAUUGAGACGUUUUCUGGAGAACGUCAGUAGAAAAGACCUAAGAAAUUUCUUUGCACAAAGCUGCUUCAAGCUUGCGAUGACUCAUUCAAGCGUGCCUCUGUCGUGUCAAGAUCAGUAUCUCAAAGGUUCAGGACUCCUGGGUGCCCAGAACUUGAUAUCCUUAGCACAGUCUAAGGAUCUUCUGACCUAAUUUCACCAAGUGCCAACCGAAGAAGAUCUCAAUUCGCACGUAUAGAACUUCAGAGUUUAUCGAAAUAUUUAUUUAAUGAACGGCAGAGAUAUGUAAUUUAUGUACACUAGCUUGCCUUUCUUUAAAAAUCGCGAAGUAA
This is a messenger RNA of Dendronephthya gigantea, 2084 nucleotides long. Its product is annotated as FAD-dependent oxidoreductase domain-containing protein 2-like. The record is from RefSeq and is a predicted model, not a curated record. The transcript has 22 exons. Lineage: Eukaryota; Metazoa; Cnidaria; Anthozoa; Malacalcyonacea; Nephtheidae. Gene Ontology annotation, molecular function: monooxygenase activity; flavin adenine dinucleotide binding. The coding region runs from base 92 to 1945 and encodes 617 amino acids.